Molecule: messenger RNA, 1545 nt
Organism: Penicillium argentinense
Lineage: Eukaryota; Fungi; Ascomycota; Eurotiomycetes; Eurotiales; Aspergillaceae
Exons: 4
Coding region: 1-1545 (514 amino acids)
Biological process (GO): plasma membrane lactate transport
Cellular component (GO): plasma membrane
Molecular function (GO): secondary active monocarboxylate transmembrane transporter activity
Source: RefSeq, a predicted model, not a curated record
AUGGCUGCCGGGUGGUUUUAUUCCCCCGCACAGAUUAUUCGGUACUUUGCAACUCGGGUGACAAGUCUGAGUCCACCUCAGAACAAAUUGCUUAAUCCAGUCACGAUAUUACGGGAGCUGACCUCGCAUCAAUGGCUCAUGUUUGCCGCGGGAUUCGCAGGCUGGACCUGGGAUUCUUUUGAUUUUUUCACCGUUUCGAUGACUAUAACCGAACUGUCUGAAGCAUUUGAUGUGUCUUAUUCUGACGUCUCAUGGGGAAUGACAGUCACUCUGAUGCUUCGAUCGGUUGGUGCCGUCAUCUUCGGUAUACUUGCUGAUAGGUACGGGCGGAAAUGGCCCAUGAUCAUCAAUCUUUUUCUCUUUAUUGUCCUCGAGCUUUGUUCUGGAUUCUGCAAUACCCUCCCACAGUUCCUGGGUGUUCGAUCAUUGUAUGGAAUUGCCAUGGGAGGACUCUUCGGCCCGGCUGCCGCAACAGCUCUUGAAGAUCUCCCCUACGAAGCCCGAGGUCUCCUAUCUGGUCUCUUCGAGAUGGGAUACGCAACUGGUUUCCUCCUGGCCGCAGCCUUUUAUCGUGCUCUUGUACCAACGACGUCGCAUGGUUGGAGAAGCCUGUUUUGGUUCGGGGCAGGUCCUCCCAUCUUGAUUAUUCUCUUCCGCUGGUAUCUGCCAGAAACGAAUCAUUUUCAAGUGAUGAAAGCUGAGCGAGAAGCCCGUGCAAAGGCAGCAGCAGAAGAUGGUCACACACAAGGGAAAGACUUCCGUGUUUUCGUACGUGAUGCUGGACGUGCGUUGAGAGAUAAUUGGGUCUUGUUCAUCUAUUUGAUUGUUCUGAUGACAGGAUUCAACUCCUGUUCCCAUGGAAGCCAAGAUUUCUUCCCAACGUUCCUCAAAGACCAGGUCCAAAUGGAUGCCACGCAGACCACGGUUAUUACAGUCGUCGGUCAGAUCGGAGCCUUGAUUGGAGGUUGCACGAUUGGCUAUAUCAGCACGUUUUUCGGUCGACGAUUGACGAUGAUGAUUUCUUGCGUGCUCGGAGGUGCGAUAAUCCCGGCCUAUGUUCUCCCGCGUUCCAUGUCCUUGGUCGCCUGUGCCUUUUUCGAACAAUUUUUUGUCGGCGGAGUCUGGGGUCCCAUUCCCAUUCAUCUUCUGGAACUGUCGCCCAUUGCGCUUCGUUCAUUGAUGGUAGGAUUGACCUAUCAGCUUGGUAAUCUUGGAUCUUCUGCUUCGGCUACCAUUCAGUCUAUUAUCGGCGAGAGAUUUCCCCUUCCACCAAGCCCCAGCGGGGAAAAACGAUUUGACUAUGGCAAGGUGAUUGCGAUCUUCAUGGGCGCUGUUUGGGCAUUCAUUCUCUUUUUCCUUUUCUGGGGGCCAGAGAUGCCUCAGGAAGAGAGAGAUGAAGAGGCAGAGGCCGCACUAAGAUUGGAACAGCUGCGUGCCUCAGGAGUCAGUCUGGCUGACAUUGGUGAACAACAGUUCCGCGGAAAGGGUAUUGAGCGAAGCUCUUCGCGGGAUGAGGAAAAAGCAGUUGUCGAGCAUUAUAAUUGA